AAUGGUAGUCUACUUUGUUUUCCUGUUGAUGAUUUCCCCAGUGAUAGAUAGAGUCAAAGAACUGAGUUUUGAAAAGAAGACAAUCCAAUCCACUAUCAUUUAUUGAUGCCUUUGUGUGCCAAGACCAAAAUGCAAUAGAAGGUGUCUCUAUCUGCAAAGGGAGUACCUUUUUCAGGGAGGGGAAUAUAAGACACAACUAUCACAAAACUUAUUUUAGGCACAGUGCCAAGUGAGUGGUAUAAAUACUGGUGUUGUAUGGUUCAGUGAGUUCCAUUAGUGUUGUGUGGGAAAAAUCACUGAUUUGGGAUAGCUAGGGGAAACUUCCAGGAGGAGUUGAGACUUAGUUAAGAUCAUAUAGGAUGCAUGGUAAAUAUAUGUUAGAAAAGUGAGCAAAAUUGUAGAAUGGAGUACAUUGUACAACUGUGAUGGCCAAUGAAUAUCCUAGAAUGACAGUUGACCGUGUGGAAAAGAAUAGGAAAGAAAUUGGGUCAGAUUGGGGAAAGGUUUUUAGUGGUUUUUUUCAAAACAUAUUCUUUAGAAAUGUCCUGUUUCAGCAAGCAUGGGCCAAAAAUAUUCAGACUGGGAAAUCCUUCAUAGUUUUAUUGGCAUGAAGAAAGAUGCUGUAUUGGUGAGCCUCUGUCUUUAUAUAUAUUACAUCCAUGAGUACUGUUAACCUCAAUGUUUUCUGUAUAUUUCAGAUAGUUGUCUCUUACCAUGGGGGAUUGGAAUUUAUUGGGUGGUGUCCUAGAAGAAGUUCACUCCCAUUCAACCAUUGUGGGGAAAAUCUGGCUGACCAUCCUCUUCAUUUUCCGAAUGCUGAUUCUUGGUGUGGCUGCCGAAGAUGUCUGGGAUGAUGAACAGUCAGCAUUUGCCUGCAACACCCAGCAGCCAGGCUGCAACACCGUCUGUUAUGAUGAUGCUUUCCCUAUCUCUUUGAUCAGGUUCUGGGUUUUACAGAUCAUCUUUGUGUCUUCUCCCUCUCUGGUGUAUAUGGGCCAUGCACUUUAUAGACUCAGGGCCUUUGAAAAGGAGAGGCAGAGGAAAAAGUCACAGCUUAGAGCCCAGAUGGAGAAUCCAGAGCUUGAACUGGAGGAGCAACAAAGGCUAGAUAGAGAACUGAGGAAGUUAGAGGAACAGAAGAGGAUCCAAAAAGUCCCUCUGAAAGGAUGUCUGCUGCGUACUUAUGUUUUACACAUCUUGACCAGAUCUGUGCUGGAAGUGGGGUUCAUGAUAGGCCAAUAUCUUCUUUAUGGGUUUCAAAUGCACCCUCUUUACAAAUGCAUUCAACCUCCUUGCCCUAAUGCAGUGGAUUGCUUUGUAUCCAGGCCCACAGAGAAGACCAUUUUCAUGCUCUUUAUGCACAGCAUUGCAGCCAUCUCUUUGUUCCUCAGUGUACUGGAAAUAUUUCAUCUGGGGAUCAGGAAAAUCAUGAGGGCACUUUAUGACAAAUCCAGCAGCAAGGGCAUUGAGGAUGAAAGGGGACCUCCAUUCCAUUUGAAAAAAUAUUCAGUGGCCCAGCAGUGUAUGAUUUCCCCUCCCUUCCCUGAAAGAAUCUCUCUACUUCAAGCCAACAAUCAACAGCAGGUCAUCCAAGUCAAUGUGCCAAAGUCUAAAACCACAUGGCAACCCCCACAACCCAGGCAAUUUGAAGUAGACCCUUGCUUCAGUAAAAAAGACUGGGCUGAGAAGGAUCAGCACAGCGGACAGCUCCAUGUCCACAGCCCGUGUCCCUGGGAGGGUGGUGCUAGAAUUCAGCACUCAGGACAGCAACCAGACCAUUCGUCCCUUGGCUUGCAGAAUCCAACGUCCCAGUCCUGGCUAGGUACAACAAUGGCUUCUAGGCAUUGUCUGUCCCAUACAACAGGGCCCUGGGAGCGGCCCCAGGACCUGAAACCCUCAGGGGAGCCUCUCACAGACUUACACAGUCAUUGCAGAGACAGCAAUGGCAGCAGGAGAGAGAGCAGAGUCCAGACAGACAGAUCUUGCCUGGGCAAUCGCAAGGCCAGCUUUCUGUCAAGAUUGCUGUCUGAAAAGGGACAGCUGUACAGUGACUCAGGGAGCUCCAGUUCUCGAAAUAGCUCUUGUUUGGGCUUUCCACACAGAGAAGCCAGCCCCUCACUUCUGCCUUCAGCCUCUGGGCGUAGAACAUCAAUGAACAUGCUUCUAGAACUUUCAUCUAUAAUGAAAAAAUAAUCCUGGGAUCAGAAAAACCAGACUCAGGAGGAGCUGGCAUCUGCAAGAUAGAAGUUGUCUGUUUGUCAGCUUGGAUUGUAGGAGGAGCUGAGGGAACCACCCCCUCCAGAACCACGCCUCAGGUGGUGACUGGGUUCGAGGGCCCCAUGGUGGAGGGGGCCAGCCUCUCCCUGCCCUGCUGGCUGCACUGCCUGAGCUGGUCUGAUGCAGGGCGGCACUCUGCACCAUCAGAGAAAGUCUAGGAGCAAAAGCUGCUGUCAGAGGGAAGGAGGAGGGGGUGUGCUGCUUUCCCCACCAGCAAGCAGCCGGCUCUGCAGCAAGAGCAGUCUGGACCCUGGAACGUAUGUCCAGAUCAGGCUGAGAGCUCCGCCUGCAGCCUGAGUUCAGCAUGCUUCCUGUCUACACCAGGGAGGUUGGAGGGAUGUUUUUUUGUUUUCUUCCUAUCAUCAGCUCAUUUCUUGGGGAUGCAGCAGCUGGGUGUUCGUUCCUAGACGCCAUGGCAUAAAAUGUUGAUUACAGCACUGACAAAUAGUCGCAUCGCCUGACUUUCUCCUUCCGCGGGGCUCCUGCGUCAUCAGUGGUGAGGCCGUGACUGGGACAGCAGGUC
This is a messenger RNA of Phacochoerus africanus (Common warthog), 2800 nucleotides long. It is a transcript of the gene GJA10, whose product is annotated as gap junction protein alpha 10. Lineage: Eukaryota; Metazoa; Chordata; Mammalia; Artiodactyla; Suidae. The record is from RefSeq and is a predicted model, not a curated record. The coding region runs from base 715 to 2193 and encodes 492 amino acids. The transcript has 2 exons. Gene Ontology annotation, biological process: cell communication. Gene Ontology annotation, cellular component: connexin complex.